Westerdykella ornata is the source of this 2859-nucleotide messenger RNA. RefSeq names its product ubiquitin-protein ligase-like protein. The transcript has 2 exons. Gene Ontology annotation, biological process: protein ubiquitination; ubiquitin-dependent protein catabolic process. The coding region runs from base 1 to 2859 and encodes 952 amino acids. Lineage: Eukaryota; Fungi; Ascomycota; Dothideomycetes; Pleosporales; Sporormiaceae. Gene Ontology annotation, molecular function: ubiquitin protein ligase activity. The record is from RefSeq and is a predicted model, not a curated record.
AUGGACCAGUUCGUCUUUCGCUCCUCCCUGACCAACGCCACGGCCUACCUGCCAUCGCCGGCCGAUCUGCUCCUGGUCUUCCCACGCCUUCUCUACAGAGCCGGCCUCGUCCCCGACCACUUCGACGGCCUGGUUGCGAAGAUUCGCUCCGGCGGCCCCAACAUUGCCGGUCCAACCGCCGCAAAUGUCACCAAUGCGACUCUGCUUUCGUCUACCCUAGCUAACACUGCCAAUACUUUCGUACAGCAGUCGACCGCCGCGGCGACCGCUGGUGCGACCAGUCCGCAAAGCGACACUUACGACAUGAUCCUGGCCUUUAAACAUGUCGGCACCUUGUUUGAGUACCUCGCCACCAAGUAUGCCAUCGCAACUAUGGCAACGGCUAUCCUGCUCAAUCGAACGCAGUUCUAUGCCUCUAGUCGUAUUCCUCUCUCGUUCCGCAAGCUGCACGUUAGGUUCGUGCUCUACAUCGUCCCGAUCCUGCUGUUCCUCCAUCGGGCUCAAUCCUUGCUCCGUGCCGUGCGAUGCCAGACAUCUCCCUCAUGGUCCACAAUACAAUAUGGCUCUCCGGGAGCAUACCUGGACACUGACUUUGCUGGAGAAGGCGGUUUCCUCUUUCGUAUGAGCUCUGCUCUCCUGCUCCAGGAACCGCUUGGCACGUCUUGCGCAGCAGUGGGAAUGUUGCCGACUGAGCCAAACCUGACAAGGGCUUCCGGCUCCCUCCGCCUCAUUUGGCCGUUCUUUGUUUCUCUCGCGUUCAGCGCCUUCGUCGAGACUCUAUCCUGCGCCCUGCAAGGCCGACGGCCGCUCCAUGAAACAGGCAUGACUCUCUUUGAACACUCAUUAGCUUUUGCCGAGGCCGAGGCUCUGGUCACAAAACCACUGAGCAUAGAUUGGGCUCAGCUUUGGAAGCCCAGGAAUGUGCCCGCGCCUGAUGGAACCGUCGUCCCCUUGCCACGCUCACAGCUGCUGAACAUGGCCAAUGUUCCCCCUGAAGUUCUCUUGUUGUCCAUCAUUUCCAGCUUCAGUCAUCUUACCAGCCAUGUCUUAGCAAUGCUAGGUCUUCGUGCAAAGCUUCGCCUAAUCACCACGAGCAUAUGGGCCUCGGCGUACAUGUCUGCCUUGACAUGGAUGUUCCUGAGAGCCGGCAAUCUACCGUUUCAAGGUCUCCAGAAGGGUGUUGUCAGGUUCCACGCCAUGUGUGCAAUGGGUUUCUUGCCACACAUCUUUAUCCUCAUUGGUAUCCUUGCCUGCGGGACCAUAUACGGCCUAGCCUUUAUACUGACAGUGUUAUCACCACCACCUGGCCAGGCCCCCGCAUCUUCGUUACAGGAGCGCUUCUGGGUCGCUUACAGGAACCUACACGCCAACAUACACUUGUCUGCAAUCACUCCGAUUACCAUUAGCAUGCAGGAUGACUUUUACACCGCCAUCAUCAAGAUUGGCUUCACAAUCCUGACAGCUGCGAGUGAGGCCGUGUAUCUGAAUGAGGGCACCAAGGUCAGAGUCGAGUCUAUGAGUUGGCUUGAGAAGAAGAAGCUGUCCGAGUACCUGGCUCGGCGUCGUCGAUUUCGCCAAUCGUUGGUUCCGGUGCCGCCGGAGUUGCUCAGGGACACCAUGGGAGAAGGCAUAGAAGCCGUCGACAUACCCGGUACCAACGCAGCUUCCACAGGAAAUCCAUCUUCCGGCUACGCACGCGAGCGCAAGACGCGGCAGAAUAACGACCGCUUAGCAGCACACAAGAGCGCAGUGGGCCCUGACGGCGGCGUCGGAGCUCGGCAACGCGAGGGUCGCUUCCUUCUGGCGUACCAGUUCCUCAACGGUAUCUGUCGGCUCUUGCUGGCCAUCCAGGCGAGAGCGAUGUUUGCCGUCCUGAGGAGCCUUCGCAUUAGAUAUAGACCUGCAUGGCUGCGUCGUCUAGCAGGUCCUGGUCCUGUCGAUGAAACUGGUCAGAAGGCUUUGUCGUCGAAGAUCCCGCCAUGGGCGAGAUCGAGUCAGCCUUGGUCUUGGGUCGAUGAACUGAUGCAGGAGCAUCCGUUGGAGGACCUUGAUGUGGAGGAUUAUGUAAGAGAAGGUCUUCGCAGGACGGGGACGUAUGAUGAUUGGGGAGCUGAACAUGGGGAGGAGUUAAUGGAUCAUUAUCUCUAUUCCUGGUGGAAGCAGGGUGGGCAGUGGGGAGAUGUCGAUACGAGCGGUGAUUAUGAGCCCGAGGUCAAUGACGAGGAUGAGGACGAUACUACGAGUGUGGUCUCCAUGUCGACGAAUGCUUCAGAGUGGUCGGACAUCAGCGAUGGACAACGGACGCCGACUCAAGCACAUUUCACAAGUACGAGGGAGUCUACGCCGCAACCUGCCAUGCUCGACAUCUCCCGCCUCGCGCACCUGCUGGACCCAAAGACACGCGAAGAUCGAGAAGAAGCGCGCUUGCUCUCUCGAAGCCUGCAAUCCCCAGGUAUCAUGACGAGAUCCCGCUUCAGGAGAGAGAAGGAAAAGGAGGAAAUGCGCCUCUUGACGAGUUCGCGCCUCCCGAUCAACCUCGCCACCGACGCGCACAUGAGCGACGAAGACGAAGAAAAGCUCCUUGAGCAAUUCAUCCUCGAUCGGCGGCACGUCGCUGGAUCCAACAGGGCUGACGGCGGCGCGGGUUCGAGCACAUGGGAUUCCGGCGCCGAAGGCAUGGGCUCCGAGGGCCCGCAGUGCGUCGUUUGCCAGCUCGCGCCGCGCACCAUUCUUGUCUGGCCAUGUGGGUGCCUGAGUCUCUGCGAUGAGUGUAGGGUCGGCCUGGCCGCCAAGAAUUAUACCACGUGUGUGUGCUGCCGCGCCAAUGUGGUGGCGUAUUCGCGGUUGUAUGUGCCGUGA